UUGGUCGCACCGAUGUAAACAGAAUUUUUCGCAGUAAAUAUAUUUUAUGCUGAAUUAUUUUAUUAAAAUAAGUCCGAGUUGAAGUACUUUUCAAAAUGGAGAUGGUUGACCCAGAUGCACAUUUGGUGGCCCUAAAAGUUAUGCGCUUGAUGCGGCCCACUUUGGUGGGAGUUGGACCCGUCGUAACUUGCGAGCCCACGGAUUUGGUUCAGAAAUUCAGCAACUCGCAGGAGAGUGACGGAAUAUCUGGGGCUUGUGCCGAAACCUUGGCGGCGGGACAAGUUCUGCUGCUGCCACAAUCUUUCGGAAGCAUUUAUCUGGGCGAAACAUUCGCCAGCUACAUCUGCGUCCACAACACCACCGCCAAUCCUGUGGAAUGUGUGACAGUUAAAGCGGAUCUUCAGUCGAACACGACACGCAUAAACUUGUCCAUGCACGAAAAUGCCAAAUCUCCAGUGGUUUUGGCUCCGGGAGGAACCAUCGACGAUGUUAUACGAUACGAAGUUAAGGAAAUUGGAACUCACAUUCUCGUCUGCGAAGUAAAUUACUCGACUCCAGCAGGCUAUGCACAGUCCUUGAGAAAGUUCUUCAAGUUUCAAGUUUUAAAGCCCCUCGAUGUGAAGACCAAGUUUUACAAUGCGGAAAUCGACGAAAUAUACUUGGAGGCCCAGAUCCAAAACGUGACCAACAGCCCCUUCUGCCUGGAAAAGGUGGAAUUGGAUGGUUCCGAGGACUACUCCGUAACCCCAUUGAAUACGCUGCCGAAUGGCGAAUCUGUUUUUACGGUGAAGCACAUGCUGCAGCCCAAUAACAGUUGCCAGUUUCUUUAUUGCAUUAAGCCCAAAGGAGAUAUUGCAAAGGACAUAGAUACUCUGCGGCAAUUCAACAAUGUGGGAAAACUGGAUAUUGUCUGGAGGUCGAAUCUUGGGGAAAAGGGCAGGCUGCAAACCAGUCAACUGCAGAGGCUGCCCUUUGAGUGCAAAACCCUCCGUUUGGAAGUUCUGGAUGCGAAGAAUACAAUCAAAAUCGGCACAAUAUUCACGUUCAACUGUCGGGUGACGAAUACCUCCGAACAGGCGAUGAAAUUAAAUGUGCGCCUGGCUACCAAGUACUCAGCGGAUAGUCAAUACACGGGAUGUGCCGAUUUUAUGCUGGGUUUGCUGCAAAGCGGAGAAUCUGCCGAGUUUCCGCUGUCCGUUUGUCCAUCCAAACUGGGCCUCGUUAAAAUAACUCCACUGAUAUUGACCAACACACUCCAAAAUGAGCAGUUCACCAUUGAUAAUGUCGUCGAUGUUUUUGUGGUAAAUUCGGACUACGACAACGAUCCCACGACGCACCAGAACAAAUUGAUUCGCUACGAAAGUGCUGCAAACUGUUUAGCUCAAAAGCAAGUUCAACUGCAGGUUGUAUAAUAUUGUCUGUUAAUAAAUGUAUAAAUAUCAACUCU
Messenger RNA from Drosophila takahashii, 1447 nucleotides. RefSeq names its product probable trafficking protein particle complex subunit 13 homolog. The record is from RefSeq and is a predicted model, not a curated record. NCBI's taxonomy places the organism in Eukaryota, Metazoa, Arthropoda, Insecta, Diptera, Drosophilidae. Gene Ontology annotation, cellular component: TRAPPIII protein complex.